Molecule: messenger RNA, 174 nt
Organism: Ambispora gerdemannii
Lineage: Eukaryota; Fungi; Glomeromycota; Glomeromycetes; Archaeosporales; Ambisporaceae
Source: the annotation of a GenBank genome assembly
AUGGACAAAAAAACGAAUUACCAAAACGGAUUAGUUAAUUCGGUACAGAAUAAAUAUGCUCUAUAUCCUGAAUCCAUGCCUAAUCCUUUUCCAAGGGUAUACCAUAUUGAAUUGGAUCACCCUGGUACAGUACCGAAUCUCGAGAUAUCAGCGAAUUUUAUACAAGCAGGCUAA